Molecule: messenger RNA, 1045 nt
Organism: Theobroma cacao (cacao)
Lineage: Eukaryota; Viridiplantae; Streptophyta; Magnoliopsida; Malvales; Malvaceae
Product: peroxidase 3-like
Biological process (GO): response to oxidative stress; hydrogen peroxide catabolic process
Molecular function (GO): heme binding; peroxidase activity
Source: RefSeq, a predicted model, not a curated record
AUGAAGAGUCACAUUCUCAUUUUGCUUUGUAUUGUAGUUUUAGGAGUUAUUGGGAGCUGUCAAGGAGAUGGUAUUGGGAAGAAUUACUACAAGGUCACCUGUCCUCAUGCAGAGGAGAUAGUCAAGAAUGUUACCGAGAAACAUGUCUGUAAGAAUCCAAGCUUGCCUGCAAAGCUCCUGAGAAUGCAUUUCCAUGACUGCUUUGUCAGGGGUUGUGAUGCGUCGUUAUUAUUGAACUCGACAACAAACAACACUGCCGAGAAGCAGGCAAUUCCGAACCUAACCCUGUCGGGUUUCGAUGUCAUUGAUGAUAUAAAAGCAGAAGUGGAGAAGACAUGUCCAGGAGUAGUAUCUUGUGCUGAUGUUCUAGCCUUGGCUGCCAGGGAUUCAGUUUCAUUCGAGUUGCAAAGACCAUUGUGGGAAGUUCUUACUGGUAGAAGAGAUGGCAGAGUGUCACGAAUUUCUGAGGCAUUGGCUAAUAUUCCUUCCCCUUUCUCCAACUUCACCACCCUUGUCCGAAAUUUUGCUAGCAAAGGCCUCGAUGUGCAUGACCUGGUGGUUUUAUCAGGUGGGCACACCAUUGGAAUAGGCCACUGCAAUCUCUUCAGCAACAGGCUAUACAACUUUACUGGAAGAGGAGAUCAAGAUCCUUCGUUGAACCCAGCCUACGCUUCUUUCUUGAAGACCAAAUGCCGAAGUCUUAGAGACAUCAUAACCACAGUGGAAAUGGAUCCUCGUAGCUCUUUAAACUUUGAUAAUCACUACUAUGUCAUCCUUAAGCAAAAGAUGGGCCUCUUCCAGUCGGAUGCGGCCCUCCUGACAGACGAUAGCGCGCUCAAAACUGUCGACGAGUUGCUAGACUCAUCGAAAUUCUUUGUAGAGUUUGCACAGUCAAUGCAGAAAAUGGGAGCCAUUGGAGUUCUCACGGGGACUGCAGGGGAGAUUAGGAAGAAAUGUUAUGUUGUUAAUUAAUUCCUGUUGUCUUGGUUUGUGUAUUUUCAAUUGUAUGUCAAUCAUAAUAAUGUUUAAGCUAUCCAUUCUCAAA